Myzus persicae (green peach aphid) is the source of this 1227-nucleotide messenger RNA. RefSeq lists its product as uncharacterized. The record is from RefSeq and is a predicted model, not a curated record. NCBI's taxonomy places the organism in Eukaryota, Metazoa, Arthropoda, Insecta, Hemiptera, Aphididae. Bases 806 to 1081 code for a protein of 91 amino acids. The transcript has 2 exons.
CAUCUUCGUAGUCGUCGUCGCCGUCCCACUCUUUAUCGCCGUCGCCGCCGCGGUUAGCGGAGUCGAGAAGAUUUUUUUUAUUAUUUUCGUGGUCCGCGUUCACCGCUCUUACACACAUUACACGCGCGUCAGCUAACGCACAAACACGCGCGCGCGCACCGCUCACCGGCCAGCUGCUAUAGAUCGCUCGAUCGCUCGCCGCCGCCCUCGAACUCUAGAUCGUCGUCGUCGUCGUAUAAGACCACGGUACUCGCACGCGACAUGCCCACACGGCCGAUCGCCUGCACCGCCGACUGUCACCAAACGCAACUGUACCGUCGUCUCUGAGUCGACCGCAAUAAUAAUACUAAAUUAUAUUAUAAUUUAAUAUUUAUUAUUAUAAAUAUAGAGGUCUGCCUGUCGCCGCUGAAUCUAAUAAGAGGCACAAAUUAUAAUUUUUAUUAUUUAAACUACAAACGAAACGCGGCGGUACAUCAACCAAACGACUGCAGCAACACGGGCGCGGGUCUCGCAUAGACAACUGGGUCACGUCCACAAUAAAAAUCGUCUAUACAUAUUAACGUCGUUCUGCGUCCGCGUUAACCGUCACGUAACGCCCGAAAACGUUAAUUGCGACCGUUCGCGGUGGUAUAUUUUCCGUUUUUCGACGCGAGCGCGCGCACACCAACGGCCGCGGGGACCACUGUAUUAGCUGCAACCGUCGUCACCGCGCGAGAUUCGGACCCGGCUCAUCACCGAUGACAACGGUUUGACGUCACCCGAUCAAAUAAUUCAUUCACACAACGCGUCCACGUCCGUACAAAAUAUGAUAUCCAAAGGUUCGUCAAAGACCAGGGUGCCGGACGGUUCCCCCACCCGGUCGACGGGCGGUGACGUGAACAACAACGGUCCCACCAAGUGUAUGAACGGUGCGUGCGGGGGCUACGGUCCGUCAUCAGCAGGUGGCGGUGGAGGUGCCGGCGACAGUCCAGCCGCCCAACCUCGACGAGUCCAGGUCACCGCCAAAAUACUGUUCGGCUCGGUGAACGCCAUAUCGACGAUGAAGCAGAACGACAAGCUGCACAGGAAAAAAUCGCAAUGACCAUCGUGUGCGCCGGUACAGCAACAGCGACGACGACGACGACCUGCGCACCGUCCGCCGCCACAGCCGCCGACUUGGGCCCAACAACGGAGGCAGCACCCCAGCGGCCCGCUACGCGGUUUCCGGCGGCGGGGCGAGAACGAGGU